AUGGAAUCAAAGCUAAUAUAUAAAAUUGACUUUGUUUACAAGCAAAUAUCGAAACAUUCUCUCUGUACUGUACUUUUGCCCUAUAUCUUUGCUUUUCUUAUUUUUAACUCCACUUUAUUUUUCUACCGUCAGUCUCGACUGAUUCAAUCGAACCCUGCAAUUCAAUCACGUACACAUCCACGACCUUCUCCUUCCUCCACUCCGCCCCUCGAGCUUCUCGGUCAGAUAGUGCCUGAGAUAGAUCCACUUCCAAUCGCCCAAGCUCAACCUGACCCCAUACAAGGACACGUCAAAUUUACGCCCCUUUCUUCCGGUGCCUCAGCCUUCCAUCUGCUAGCUUCCGGACCUCUAGGCUCUGUGCCAUGUACUGAUGAAAACCCAAGUUCCAGCCAAAUGGAGUUGGAUGGAGCUUCCGGGCCUCCACUCAAUGGAAAACCGUUAGGUACCGGCCUAAUUCCUGCUCCUGACAGGACGAAUUCUAUGGGAGGACCACUCGUCGAAGACACCCCCAUCCAUUCAGUGGCUUCUGCCGUUCCUAGAUCUCCAGGCCUGAGCACCAUCACCGGCCAGCGCAGGCGAGGCUCUCGGGGAGAUCCUAAUAAUAUGGCCACACCAGCAUCACCUCUGUCUUCAUCUUCAUCUUCCAGUUGCGCCCACACGUCUACUGGAGGUGUUUCUCAGACGAAUACAAAUACCCUCACUCCCAGAUCUAUGGCGGGCGAAGUAGCAACCCCUGGUAAUAACGCCGUAGAAGAGGAAGAGUUAGCAAAAUUGAGGGAAGAGCGGGAUGGACUUAGAACAAAUAUAAUUGAAAUGCGGUUAGUGUUAUAG
Messenger RNA from Protopolystoma xenopodis, 831 nucleotides. The record is from the annotation of a GenBank genome assembly. Lineage: Eukaryota; Metazoa; Platyhelminthes; Monogenea; Polystomatidea; Polystomatidae.